ACCCGCCUGCUUGUCUCCAGCAGCAGUGGUGAGCAGGAAUGAGCAUUCUGCUUGGAGCUAACAGCUGCAGCCCCAUGGGUUGGGAGGAACAGCUGCCACCCGCACUGGGGCUCAUCUGCUGGUGCCUUUUCUCCUACUUGCAUGUGUCACAUACUGAGAAGAAAUCUAUCAGUCACAUUCUGGAUCGUGGCUACUCUGUACUGGAUUCCCCCAAGGCAGAUCAAUCAUUUCCAAAGGCAGCUAAGUCCUUGAUUAAAGAUCAAGAGGAAGACAAAGUAUUCAAAAAGGGCAGCAAGAAAGCAAAACAGACACCUGAAAAGCUCCCACACUUCAGACCUGAGGACAGAAGCAGACGGAAAGGGAGCUCCGUAACUCCUAAGAAGAGCAAGGAUGUCAGCCCUUCAACUUCACUGAUGUUGCCAUCCAAUAACUCUGCUGUCAUCACAAAAACUAUUACCAGAACAUUUCCUUUAAGGCAGAAAAGGCACUUAGUCAGUGUUAAGGCCCACCACCUGCAAAAUAUCAACAAACAGUCAAAAAGUGUAAAAGAUCUGGAGAUCCACAUGCUGCAAGUGGAGUGCGAAGAACUCAGAAAUCGGCUCGGAUGCUUAAGGGAAGGCCUGAUGGGGCAGAGGCUGGGCAACACAGAAGAGCUACUGAAACAAUCUCAGAAGGAGCUGUUGUGGCUUCAGAGACAACUGUCAUUUAUCUCCACGGGAAGCCCCGUGUGUGUUUUGGCAGCUAAUAAGUUUGGAGAUGACCCAUCAUGCCUGCAGUCUGCAACAUCAGUGUGCACAUCUGAUCAGGUUGAGUUUAUAGAAGAGACCCGGAUUUCUAAGUCUCAUGUCACCACAUUAAGUCAAGAGUAUCAUCAUUGGCAGUUUUCAAAAAAUGAACUGAAGGAUGCUGUGCAAGAAAAGAAUCGCCUGAGCCUUCAGUAUGCAAAUGUGUCACACAAAGCCCUGCAAUAUGACCAGGUGAAGUCAGACUAUGACCAUCUUAGAGAAACCCUUAUCAGAGUAACCAAAGAACGAGAUUUGGCUGUAAAGGGAAAACACCAGCUCCAAGCCAAGCUGGAGAACUUAGAGCAGGUCCUAAAGCAUAUGCGAGAGGCUGCUGAACGGCGGCAACAGCUGGAGUUGGAGCAUGAGCAAGCCUUGGCUGUCCUCAACGCCAAACAGCAGGAAAUUGAACUCCUGCAGAAGGCUCAGGUUGAAGCUAAGAAGGAACAUGAAGGAGCAGUUCAGUUGCUAGAGAACACCCUGGACAGCAUGCAGGCCAAGGUCCGAGAGUUAGAGGAAAAAUGCCGGACACAAAGUGAACAAUUCAACCUCUUGUCCAGAGAGCUGGAGAAGUUCCGGCAGCAAGCAGGGAAGAUUGAUCUCCUGAGCAGCAACUCAUUGACAUCCUCAGAUAUCUCUGGUUCUCCCAGUAAAUCUCUGUCCCAAUUAAUGAAUGGAAUAGCCACUUCUUUAGGCAAAGGUCAUGAAAGUCCUUCUGGAAGUCGUUGUGUAAUUUCGGAGUUUAUACGUCCCCUUCAAAUAUCUGGAGACAAACCAGAACAAUUGUCUGUCAAACCUACAUUCCUGUCCAAGUCAAGAUCUGGUACCCCAAGAUGCAGAUUUGAUUCAGAUAUGGAUGAUGCUCAGAAUUCCAAUACCUCGAAGCAGAGAUAUUCUGGGAAAGUCCAUCUUUGUAUUGCACGUUAUAGUUAUAACCCUUUUGAUGGACCAAAUGAAAAUCCAGAAGCAGAGCUCCCUCUUACGGCAGGAAAGUACCUUUAUGUGUAUGGAGAUAUGGAUGAAGAUGGCUUUUAUGAAGGGGAGCUUCUAGAUGGACAGAGAGGACUAGUCCCUUCGAAUUUUGUGGAUUUUGUUCAAGACAACGAGACCCGUUUAUCGAGCACGUUAAGCAGUGAACAGGAUCAGAAUUUCAUCAACCAUUCGGGUUCUACUUUGGAAGGAGAUAUCCUGGAGAUAAGUCCACCAAGUCACAUAGACUCUAGCGUAAUCAGCAACGGUGCAGGAACUCUGGAUGUGAACAUUGAUGAAAUUGGAGAAGACAUUGUGCCUUAUCCUAGAAAAAUCACCCUUAUUAAACAACUAGCCAAAAGUGUCAUUGUGGGCUGGGAGCCGCCAGUAGUGCCACCCGGAUGGGGAACCAUUAACAGCUAUAAUGUUCUGGUUGACAAGGAAGUACGGAUGAACAUAGCCUUGGGAAGCAGAACGAAAGCUCUUAUAGAAAAGCUUAACAUUUCUACUUGUACAUACCGAAUCUCAAUUCAGAGCAUUACAAACAAGGGUAACUCAGAUGAACUGCAGUGCACUUUGUUAGUUGGGAAGGACGUCGUUGUAGCCCCCUCUAAUCUUAAGGUGGACAACAUAACCCAGAUUUCUGCUGAGCUGUCCUGGCUCCCUACAAACAGUAAUUACAGUCAUGUCAUUUUUCUUAAUGAAGAAGAGUUUGACAUUGUCAAAGCUGCUAGCUACAAGUACCACUUUUUUAAUUUGAAACCCAAUAUGGCCUACAAGGUGAAGGUCAUGGCAAAGCCCCAUCAGAUGCCCUGGCAGCUUCCCCUAGAACAACGAGAAAAAAAAGAAGCCUUUGUGGAAUUUUCUACGUUGCCAGCAGGUCCUCCAGCUCCACCUCAAGAUGUUACUGUCCGGGCCGGGUCCACCCAAGCAACCAUACAGGUGUCCUGGAAGCCACCAGCCCUGACAGCAACAGGGACCUCCCAUGGUGCCAAUGUCACAGGCUAUGGUGUUUAUGCAAAAGGUCAACGGGUGGCAGAGGUGAUCUUUCCAACAGCAGAGAACACAUUGGUGGAGCUAGUGAGACUAAGAAAUCUUGAAGCAAAGGAAGUUACUGUUCGAACACUCUCUGCACAAGGGGAAUCAGUGGACUCUUCUGUUGCUGCCAUUCCAUCUGACCUACUGGUGCCUCCAUCCCCUCACCCCAGAACUGCUCCCAAAUCUAAGCCAUUAGCAAGUGCCGGAGCCCCAGAAACCAAAGAAGAACAUUUAGGUCCACAUUUAAAAAUAGAUGAGUCAUGGGAGCAGACUCGUUCAGCAUCCCCUGUUCAUGGGCACACACUCGAGCCACCUGCCCCUAACUUUCACAGCUCGCUUCAGGGGAGGAGAUCUCCAUCACCGAACCGAAUACUCCCUCAACCUCAAGGCACACCUGUCCCAAAUACUGUUGCAAAAGCCAUGGCAAGAGAAGCUGCACAGCGAGUUGCAGAGAGCAAUAGGAUGGAGAGGAGGAGCGUUUUUAGUGAAAGGAGCAAUGCAGCACAGUAUGCUAACUCAGAUGAUGAAGAAGAUGGCUAUGAUUCUCCUAAUGUCAAAAGGAGGGGGGCUUCAGUUGAUGAUUUCUUGAAAGGAUCAGAACUUGGAAAGCAACCUCACUAUUGCCAUGGCGAAGACUACCAUACAGAGAGCAGCAGAGGUUCUGAUUUGUCUGAUAUUAUGGAGGAAGACGAGGAAGAGCUGUACUCUGAAAUGCAGCUGGAGGAUGGGGGAAGACGACGAGUCAGUUUGACUUCACACAAUGCACUUAAGGAGUGCAGUAAGAAUAAGACCGCUGACACGACUUUUUUGGAACAGCCUGACUUUUCACAGCAGAUACAUCACAGUAAAAAGCUUUUCAGUAUUCCAGAAGUAGCUGAAGAGGAUGGUGAAUACUCUGAACUGCUGUACAAACAGGGUUUAGGUAUGCCCUAUAAAAAGAGAUCCACAAUAGCUAGAGACUCUAGACCAACUAGGCCCUACAAUCAAGAUCAGCAGCACAACUUCUGGUACCCAGCCAAGCACAGAAUUUCAGGCAUGGAGGAUUUUGCUGCAGAUGACAAAGGAUACAAAUAUAGUCGGUCCUUAUCAAGAAGCCCAGACAGUGGACUGGACUGUGGAAGUGAAGAAGAAGAAUCUCGUUUUACGUUCAGAUAUACUUGCGAUUCAGUUUCUGCCAGUGUUGCAUCUAGCUGUUGUGCAGACACUGCUGAUUGUUCCUGCAGGAAAAGCAUGAGGCCAUUGCUUGCUCGCAGGAAAACUUUAACAAGGCAAACCAGCAUUGAAGAAGAUUUUGGUGACUUGGGAUCUUCCUUUGUAGAGCCCAGGAGCGAACAGGUCAAGUCCAGUUACGAGAAAAAGUAUGAGACUCAGAAAUGUAAUAGAACAGAUAAAUUGGCAAACGAAGAUGUUCAGGGAGGCUGGAAGAACGACUUAAAAAUGGCUGACUCUAGGGCAGCUGGUCCGCUUGCAAAGUCAUCCCACAGAGAUGCAGAAGACUCUCUGCUUUUAGGUAAUCCAUCAUCUGCAGGACGGCCUGAAAGGGUGGAGCAUGCAGGGCGAAGGUCCUCUCAUGGCAGUGCAGUGCCACAAAGGUCUCGACCAAUGUUGGUCCCUUCCAUUGAAAUUACAAUGGACAGUAACAGUGAAGGCGGGCGGUCUCGGUCAGGUAGUGAGGGAAAUAUUUCACCUGUAAAAGAAGAAGCUUAUUAUCGCAGCAUUGGUGGACACAAGAAAUGGCCUCAGCAGCGUACCAUGGCCUCUGAAUAUAGAUACGAUGGCUAUGGUGGCCAUGACCAUCUUUCUCCAGAUAUUUAUGAAGAAUCAGAAACAGAUCCUGGAACAGAAGAUAUUUCUACUCGAAUAUUUGUUGCCCUCUUUGACUACGACCCCCUGACAAUGUCCCCAAAUCCUGAUGCUGCAGAGGAAGAGCUGCCAUUUAAAGAAGGACAGAUCAUUAAGGUUUAUGGGGACAAAGAUGCCGAUGGGUUCUAUCGUGGAGAAACGUGUACAAGGAUCGGCCUUAUCCCAUGUAAUAUGGUCUCUGAGAUCCAAGCAGAUGAUGAGGAGAUGAUGGAUCAGCUUCUAAAACAAGGUUUUCUUCCUUUGAACACACCAGUAGAGAAAAUAGUCAACUGUGACCGUUUCAAAGAGAGCACACGCUCUGUACACCGCAGAUCCAGAAAGUCUAAAAGAGAAAGAAACAGGCGGAGCGGCCGGCAGCAUCCAGUGUCCACAAGGAGGAUGGUAGCACUGUACGAUUAUGACCCAAGAGAAAGUUCUCCUAACGUUGACGUUGAGGCUGAACUUACAUUCUGCACAGGGGACAUUAUUACUGUCUUCGGUGAAAUUGAUGAAGAUGGAUUUUAUUAUGGUGAGCUGAACGGACAGAAGGGGCUGGUUCCUUCCAACUUUCUUGAAGAAGUGCCUGAUGAUGUUGAAGUCUUUCUAUCUGAUGCACCCUCCCGAUACCUUCACGAUGCACCGAUGCGUACAAAAGCAAAAAGGGUUCCUCCUGAGAAUACAGGUACACCAAGGAGAGCACCAUCCCCCACAGUUCAUCUCCAUUCUGGGUCACCUACGUCACCUAUGGGUUCUGGUAGUCCCGGGAGAGGCAGGGAUAUGUCCUCGAAAAAGAAAAAGGGGCUGCUUUCCAAAGGCAAGAAACUGCUGAAAAAGCUUGGUGCAGUGAAAUGAUUCAUGUGCUCCUGGACAACUUGUAAAGCUUCCAGUCUGUGUAUUUCUUUUUAAAUAUCAAAACUAGGGCUUUCAUGACUAUGCAGUGCAACUUUACCAAACCUUUGCAUUUUUAACUCUGACAUCAAUAGAAUCAUCUGGAUUGCUUAAAACAGCAAGAAUAAAAAAGGUUUUUCUUUAAAUUAAUAAAAAACAACACCACCAACACCCCCUAAACAACAGCUUUGUGGAAUUAAGACCAGAAGAACAUGGCUUUGUUUGAAGUCUAUUCAGCACCUGCAAGUAUUGGAUAAAUCUCAGCCUUUAGUCUCCUUUAACCAUAUAUCAGGGGAAAAAAAAAUCCCAACCAUUAUUCACUGAUCCCAGUUCAGAGAUCAUCCCCACUGUGUCUAAUCUAACUCAUUAAAAAAAUGGUCUUGAAACUCCUAGUUUAAUCAGCCUUGAUGUUUUGCCUUAUUAAUGCACAAUGAUUUGUACUGUCUAAUAAAUAUACAACAUAUACUUUGUACGUACUGUGUAUUCAACUGUCUUCAUCCUCCCUAAAUCAUGGUAAUUUAAGAUCAAAUAUGAUGUUGCUGACUCCAUUCAGUGUCUGAUGUAACUCCUGGGAGUUUGAAAGUGUUGCGCAAAAUGCUUUUAUUUUUUCCUUAUUUUUUGUUUUCCUUCUUCCAAACCAAAACUCUUCUAUGGAUUAAUUUUGUCAGGACAGUCACUAAACUGAAAUCUGACUCAUUCUAAGUUAUUCAGAGCCUCACCCUCAGUUCCGAGUGUACAAAUUCUACCCACUCCAGUUCAGGAGAUCCUGGUUCACCAUUCUAAAUUACCACCAAAAAUAAGAACCAUGACACUACCUUUGCUCCCCAGCUUUGCUGGUGGAGGUACAGCCCUCAAUCAAAAGGCAUUUUUCAUGUUGCUGAUGUCAGACUCACGUCAAAGACGUGCUACAUACACAAGCCGUAGCCAGUAAAAAGGCUGCAACAGGUGAUAAAAUAAUAACUGCAAUAUUGGCAUCUCAAUAAAAAGAAUCUUACACUGAUGGCAGUCAUUGGCUGUUACUAUUUUGUAAUUCUUGUCCAUUUGUAAAUUGUUUUUACUGUUUAUACAUACUUUUCAGACUGCCUUUCUUUUUGUAAUUUAUGGAAGGUUUGUAAAUGAAUGAUCAAAGCUUCCCCAUUGUGUCUUCAGAUAAUAUUGUAAAUUACUGUAAGAUACCGUGUGCUAGAUUGUAACAAUUAAAGAAAAUAAAUUGCCUAAAUUUGUGGUAAA
Molecule: messenger RNA, 6749 nt
Organism: Coturnix japonica (Japanese quail)
Lineage: Eukaryota; Metazoa; Chordata; Aves; Galliformes; Phasianidae
Gene: RIMBP2
Product: RIMS binding protein 2
Biological process (GO): neuromuscular synaptic transmission
Molecular function (GO): protein binding
Source: RefSeq, a predicted model, not a curated record